This is a messenger RNA of Ostreobium quekettii, 510 nucleotides long. The record is from the annotation of a GenBank genome assembly. Lineage: Eukaryota; Viridiplantae; Chlorophyta; Ulvophyceae; Bryopsidales; Ostreobiaceae.
AUGGUGAGUUUCAAUUUACAGGGCAGAUUGCGAUGCAAGCUUGUGUACUUGAGGCAAGCUACCAGAUGCUGCAGUGAUGGUGUUCCUGGACAACGUGUCCCUUUGGGGCUGGUCUCAGCAUUGAGGAUGCAGAAUAGCAAAAAGCUGACAUUUGUUGGAACUCCAAAGCCUGUACUUGCAAGACAUCGAGGUGGUCAUGGCCCAGAUCUUGCGCGUGCAGCAUCCAUGGCCCCACUUUCAACAGGCUCCCCAUGGAUGGAAAUCGGUGCCAUUGUGUUGGGCUACGUCGUGGUGUUUGGCGCUUGUUUCAGGAAUGUACCACAAAUCACUCGAGUUGUGAAGCACAGGAGUGCGAAGGGGAUAUCAGUGACGUCACUGCUGGUAGACACAGCGACCAUCACGAUCACGGCGGCAUACAACUUCUGCAAAGGUGUGGCAGCAGUGGCGGGCGCCCUGUGCACUGUUGACUCACAGCCUCACCGGCGGGAAUUGUUGGAAAUGGCCGCUUGA